CUCCAGAUUAGGGUUUCGUUCUGAAGAGGCCAGCAUGAGGGCGUGAUCCGAAUCAUCCGAUCCGCAUUGCAUGGUGUUCCAAGGGUGUUCCUUGCCAAGGUUAUUCUGGCUUUCAUUUCUUCAUCCCCCUGACCAUCAUCUUCUCCUGGACCAGCUUUGAUAACCUUAUCGAAAUUCAUUAUUAUCCAAGCGCAUACGUAGACAUUUGUUUUCGGAUCAGUCCGCAUUCAAAUGGGCGCCGCAAUGCAGCUUGGGCAGCUGUCUCGCUGGAGCCUCUUCAAUGGUGCUUCUUUCUGCAGACAUCAUGUGAGGAGACAACAUAGCAUUCGAGGCUACUCAAGUGCAGCAGAUCCCACUUCCGCUGGUGGGGUCUCGCUCAUUCAAGGGGCGUCCAGGGGACUGGGACUAGAAUUCGUCCGACAGCUGCUUGAGACCCGGCCAGACGAAUCAGUGGUUGCCACAUGUCGCAAUCCAAGUGGUGCAGAGCAGCUGCAGGAGCUUGCAAGGGCCCAUUCAGACCGCCUCACAGUCCUCCCACUAGACGUGACAGCAGAGGGCUCAAUACAGGAAGCUGCCAAAAGCGUGAAGGCCUCCCAUGGGAGAGUCGACCUGCUAGUCAACACAGCGGCAAUCCUUCACGUGCAAGGCAAGGUGCAGCCAGAGACGGCGCUGGCGAGAGUAACACCAGAGGCGAUGCUUCUCAGCUACCAAGUGAAUGCGAUGGGGCCAAUCCUAGUAGCAAAGCACUUCCACCAGCUGUUGAAAGCGGGCGGUGGAAAGGGCACCAGGCGCCCCGCGGCCGUGCUCGCGAACAUGAGCGCGCGAGUGGGGUCCAUCGGUGACAACCAAAUAGGGGGCUGGCACUCGUACCGGGCUUCGAAGACCGCGCUCAACCAGCUCUCGAAAAACUUGGCGAUCGAGUUCACCCGCCGCAAGGAUCCUAUUAUUGUGGUCAUGCUUCACCCAGGGACGGUGGACACCGACCUCUCAAAACCGUUUCAGAGGGGCGUCCCCGAGGGAAAGCUGUUCUCAAAGGAAAGGGCGGUGCGACAGCUCUUGGACAUCAUCGACACGCGGCAGCUGGAGGACAGCGGCCACUUCUUCGCUUGGGACAAGCAAGAGAUUCCCUGGUAGCAACACGACCCGGCGACGGUGCACUUAUUGCCAAGAUCAUGGCAGUUUCGCCGACAUAUUGGGUUCCGGAACGGUCCUCUUGAGCCGGGAGGUGGGGCCCACGGAAUUGUCGGAAACGGCCACGAGGGUGCCACGCUGUCUCUGCGGCCGCGUAGAUGUAGUUCUGCAGCCGUCAAGGUGAUUUGUACGCCGACAAUGCGCGCCGGCCGCCAGCUGGCAGCAGCGCCCGGCUUUGGCCAGAUGGGUGGGAAUCGCAUCUGGCAGCGCGCCGGCAAUAGAGAUGAGCAUUUCGAGGAAUCGACAUUGUCAAAACGUGCUGAAGAACGAGUUCCGAAAUAGCAAGGCUCAAAACAAGCGCGGCGCGCCAAGCCUGCCUUGAUUUGUUUCACCGAAUUGUAUGGUGUGCCCUCUGCAGUUGAUACCUGCAAAGCACGUGGCAAAGCUUGCC
Messenger RNA from Klebsormidium nitens, 1582 nucleotides. NCBI's taxonomy places the organism in Eukaryota, Viridiplantae, Streptophyta, Klebsormidiophyceae, Klebsormidiales, Klebsormidiaceae. The record is from the annotation of a GenBank genome assembly.